Messenger RNA from Cladocopium goreaui, 2451 nucleotides. The record is from the annotation of a GenBank genome assembly. Lineage: Eukaryota; Dinophyceae; Suessiales; Symbiodiniaceae.
AUGGCUGAAGAUGACAAAGGGUAUGGACCUUGGAGCAGGGUUCCUGGAUGGGACGGAUCCCCAUUGAGCUGGCUGCGAUUCAAGCGGGAUGUCACAUGGUGGUUGAGCAGUUUGGAUCUUUCGAAGACAACUGGCUACAACCUUGCCGCUCAUUUUCUCCUUAGACAAGAAGGUGUGGCACGACAGCGCGGCGAAGAAUUUAGUCCGGAUGAGCUGGCAUUUGUUCCUCCCCCGAAGAUAGUCGACCCCUUGACUGGUGAGCAAUUGGAUGAUCCCGAUGCCGUGCCCGACUAUUUGGUUGGAGUGAACAAAUUGUUGAAAGCUUGGGAAGAAAUGACUGGCCGCACUGCCUUGGAUAAACGAGGUGAACUUCGUCAGGCCUUCUACAUGGACCUUAGCAGAAAAGCUGGCGAGCGAGUGAGUGAGUUUGGCACUCGCUAUCGCUCAUUGGUGGCUGAUCUCAAAGGAGAAGGAGUCAUUGUGGGCGAUGCCGAGCUCGGUGGGUGGCUCAGACAGAAGAUCGGCUUGGAUCCUUUGCGAAAACAGCUGCUGGAAACUGCCUUGCAAGGCAGUGAGGACUACUCGGUAAUUGAGGCCGAGAUUUUGCGCCUUUUCAGAGAUCUGCAUGACAAUGAUCCAUUGUAUCGGCGACCUGAGAAUCGACCGCCUUUGACGAUUCGCAGGAUGUUUGGUGGCAGAUCUGCAUCAGCUACAUCGUCGGCUCCAUCGACGCUUUCAAGAAUGACUUCAGCGUCCUCUUGGCAGAGACCUUCUUCGAUGAAAUCUGGCACUUCAACGCGUCAGGUCAACAUCACUGAGAAUCCUGACGAAGAAGCAGCCGUGGAGGAGGAGUUGCAUGAUGAAGCUGAGGGGCAAGAUGGUCCUUCCUCUUCACUGGAGGAAAUCCUGCAGACUGAGGCCGAGGUGCUUGCGGCUGAAUUGCAUGAAGCUGAACUAGAAGGUGUCGAUCCCUCAGUGCUUGAUUCCUUGGAGAGCGGCAUCGAGCAAGCUGCUGAGACCCUGGUGACAAUGAGGGAGGCUCGACAUCAGCUGCAGUCGGUUCGCAAGGACCGUGGAUAUGGCAAGUCUGAUGGAUCGACUUUCAAGCAUAGCGGCAGCUCUCAAGUGGCCAAUCGAAAAGCUUCUGGAAAAUUCCCCUGCUAUGACUGUGGCGAGAACGGCCACUGGGCCGGUGAUGCUGCUUGUAAGAAACCUGGUCAAGGACUUGGAAAGAAGAAGAAUGAUGGUCGCAGGCCUUUGCGACAGGUUCGAGUUGCAGAACAUGAAAGCUGUGCGUCUUCUCAUGCCUCGCCUGGAGGCCAUGCAGCUGAUGUGGUGGAGCAUGCGCUGCCAUCGCAUGACGUUUUGGUUGCAGAGGUGCUGCUGAGUGGAAAAUUUGCGAUGUCCGAGCCGGUUUGUGGUUCAGUUGAGUCUGAGAAUUUUAGGUUUGGUAACAACGGUGUGGUUUCCUUAUUGCAAAGAUUGCGACUUCCUGCACUCAUUGGUGAAACCUUGGUUCUCAUUUGGGUAUCUACGAUUCCAGUCAGUACUUUGGACUUUUGCAAGCGCACUAUCCAGUGCUCCCACAUUGCUUCUGGCAUUCUGCAACUGUAUCAGAUGGUGGCAGGUCACUUCAGACUGGAGCUGCUGCCGAAGCUGCCCGAGCAAUGGGAUGUUUGGAUUUUGCCGAAGGAAGCCAAUCAUGGACCAAUACAGAUGGACAACGGGGAUGUCGUCGAUCAAGCAGCUCGACAGAUGGGCAUCACCAGAAACCAAGCCAUCGAGCUGAAUGCGAUCCGCCUGCGAGACCUGGCAGAAGGAGGUGAAAGCUUGACCUUCAAAACCGGCUGGAACUUUCUUUUGGAAGAAUACCGCACUCAAGCGUUGAAACUGGUGCGACAACUUCGCCCUUAUGUCCUGGUCAUUGCAUUCCCCUGUGGUCCUUGGACCUCUAUCAAGAUUCUCAAUAGUCGACGAUAUGACGGGCAAGAUCAGCAUGUUCCAGUGAUUGGAGGCAGCAAGGAGAAAGAUUUCACCAUCAACCCUGCCGUCAAAGAGACACUCUGCAGCCGGCAUGAGAACACAGGCCAUCCAGGUCGGCGUCGACCUGCCCGUGCUCUUUUGAUUUGUGGAGCCCCCAAAGAGGCCAUUCUUGCAGCCAACAGAUUGCAAUGCUCAGUUUGUGCUGAACAACGUGAACCCAAGCCAGGAAGACCGGCUUCCUUUUGUCAGACCCGGCAGCUUGGUGCCAAAGAUAACAUUGAUUUGCUCUUGUUGGAACAUUCCUUCCGCCAGAACUUUGUGGUUGUUUUCGUGACCGACAGCAUCAGCGAGCGCCUGGAGAAGCGUUUGCAAGAGCAUAAGGAUGGGCGGGGCACGUUGGAUAUUUGUUGGACUGUGACAUACUAUGACUAUGAACUCCAACUGAUGAUCAUUGAACUAAGAUUAUGA